Molecule: messenger RNA, 4267 nt
Organism: Dermochelys coriacea (leatherback sea turtle)
Lineage: Eukaryota; Metazoa; Chordata; Testudines; Dermochelyidae
Gene: XRCC2
Product: X-ray repair cross complementing 2
Exons: 3
Coding region: 436-1269 (277 amino acids)
Biological process (GO): DNA strand invasion; double-strand break repair via homologous recombination
Cellular component (GO): centrosome; replication fork; Rad51B-Rad51C-Rad51D-XRCC2 complex
Molecular function (GO): ATP binding; ATP-dependent DNA damage sensor activity; four-way junction DNA binding
Source: RefSeq, a predicted model, not a curated record
GUUCCGGAAGGCGGAGUCGGGCACUCAGGUGAGGCAGCGACCCCUUCCCCUGCCUGGGAGCGCCGCCACCCUGCCCCCGGGCCUGGCCUGGCCUCUCCCGCACCGCCCCCACGCGGGGCUCGCAGUAGCGCCGCACGGGCAUGGCCUGUCCCGGGUGGUGUAGCGCCGCCCCCGCAGCACCAUGGCCGGCCGGUAGGGGUUCCCCUUGGGCGGGCUGGAGACGGACACGUUGGAAGCCUAGGACGUGGGUGCUGCCAGCUCUGGGGUGGGAACCGAGGAGCUGCCGGCCGCGGUCUCUGCCCGCUGGCGCGUCCGUUUCUCCUCGCUGCAGACGGCAUCCUGGCCCGGAGGCGGCGGGGCUGCGUCCCAAGGGCUGGCGGCCCCCCGAAAAGAUGCGCCCUGGGCCGCUCCAGCCCCGCCGCCAAGUGUUGAAGUAUGUGCUUAAUUCCUGUGGAAGCAAACGGGACUGAACUGCUUGCACGACUUGAGGGCAGAAGUUCUCUGAAAAAUCUUGAACCUUGUCUAUUUGCAGAUGAAGGAUUUCCCAUUCAUGGAGAUGUCGUUGAAUUCCAUGGUCCAGAAGGAACAGGAAAAACAGAAAUGCUUUAUCACCUGAUAACCCGCUGUGUCCUUCCAAAAUCGGGAGGAGGACUAGAAGUAGAAGUCUUGUUCAUUGAUACAGACUACCAUUUUGACAUGCUUCGCCUAGUUACCAUUCUUGAACACAGAUUGUCCCAAAGCACAGAAGAAAUGAUCAAACAGUGCCUUGGAAGGCUUUUUCUUGUUAACUGCAAUAGCAGCACUCAGUUGCUUCUCACUCUUUACUCUCUAGAAAACAAGUUUUGCGCUCACCCUUCUCUCUGCAUUGUGAUUUUAGAUAGUAUAUCAGCUUUUUAUUGGAUAGAUAGAAGCAAUGGAGGUGAGAGCUUUAACAUUCAGGAGGUGAAUCUGAAGAGAUGUGCUGAAUUUCUUGAGAAGCUAGUAAGAGAGCAUCAUUUGGCCCUGUUUGCAACAACACAAACGAUUAUGCAGAAAUCUUCAAACUCCACAGAAAGCUCCAUUCCUUUAAAACUUCACUGUGAAGCUGAUGUAGAGUAUAGGCCUUAUCUAUGUAAAUCAUGGCAACAAAUGGUAACCCACAGAAUAUUUUUCUCUAAGCAAUGUAAUUUUAGCAGUAGCAAAGCGUUUUCAAUUGUUUCUUGUCACACCAAAAAAACCCAUGUCAUAAAAUGUUCAUUCAGUGUUGCAGAAUCUGGAGUUCAGUUUUAACUUCAGUCUAUCUCUAAAACUGUAGUAAAUCUUCACAUCACAGUCUAAUUAGCUUUACUUUAAGUAGUUUUAAAAAAAAUUCUUCUAACCUAUUUUAUUAUCUCAGAUUGUUAAUGAAUUUUGUCACCCACCUUUAACGUCUUAAACUCAGUAAAGGGCAGAGGAGUUUAAAGCUUUGAAUUUCUGCAGAAGGUCAGCUUAAAAUAGAAGAGAAUGUUGAAACUUCUUGUAUGUGGUUGAUGCAUAAAGAGAUUAAAUCAAGAAGACUAAAAGUUUAGGGCAUCUUUAACUCCUAAUAUACUUAUGUAAUGUAACAUAGAGGGUAUACAACCAAAUGCACUGACUUCAGCUCUGUGUCAUAACCAUCUUCCAGUGACUUAUGCUAGUGAUUGUGUUUAGGCAAAUGUUAGCUCUUUUUAAAUAUUGGUCUUAAUUCAUUCCCAUUAGCAUGGGGCUAUACACUUGGCAUACAUCCUUUGUUAGCAGGCACAGUUGCACCUAAGGGGUGGGAUUCAUCUCCUCCAGGGAAGGGUAUGUAGUGUUGGUCAUGGUGGUCCUAGCCAGCACUGCCCAUUUGUGUCACAUGCUUGGGGGAAUAGGGAUUCUGGCUGUCAUUGUUCUGCCAGCAGUCUUCAAGCAUCUGCAGCCCUCCCAAGUUGAGGGACACAGGGCCAUAGUUGACUGAUCCUAGGAGGUAGCCCGAGGCCCCUGUAAGUUAGUGACAUAUCUAGCAAGUAGUUAACAUUUGAAAGGAAAAGGGCUAGAAACAUCAUUUUUUUAAAUAUAAUUUUUAGCUCUCCUCCCUCAAAUCUGGGAUGCCAUGUCACAAUCAAUGUGGUUUAUGUUACUAGUUUUAGAUUCUCAUUUAUUAUUAUGCGAGCCACUGUUUGGAAAAUCAGUCUAGCCGCAGAAAAGCGCACCCAAUUGUGUAAAUACCUAACUUAGGGAUCUCUUAGUUUCAGAUGAUCAUCAGUCCACUACCCUAUGUCUCCCUUCUGGUGUAUCGGCUCUACAAAGCUAUGGGAUCACAUGGACUAUCAUAAUGCUAAAAAGUAUUCUCAAAAAGCUCCUCUACAAUUUAUUUUCUUUUGAUCUAGGUUUUAUAUCAUAUCCUCCAGUAUUUGAGCAUUCUUUGUACCAUGGUAUCUCCUGCACACUGUAUUUUAAUAAAGAGAGACACACAAGUGUAAAUCAUAUGAUUUGAAAGAGGCAGAUGAGAAAACGCCUGGCUAAACAGCAUAUAUUUCUUGGUGCGCUUUAUGUUCAGAGCCGUGUGCAUCAGUUAGUUUAUCAAUCAUACAAUAAGUUCCUUAUUGCAUAAUCUUUUAGAGGUAUUUUUAAAUGUUACUACCCUUUUACAACUGUUUCACCUCUGUGAAUUGAAUUUUCAUCCAAGUAUAGUUCCUAGUACGAAGAUAUUGCAAUUACUAGUCUCAGAAGCUCAGAAUUCUCAAUAGAGACCGAUGAAUUUUUGCUCCUAAAAAAGAAGUGGAUAGAGAAUGGAAGAUUGAUGAUGAGGAAAGCUUGCACAGCUCCCACCCCUUAUGGUGGAUAGAGAAUGCUUUAGUUUCAACAGCUGUAAGUUUUGGUUCCUUUCACAGACACUAAAGACUGAUUUACAAUGGUGAAUGUAAUGUACUACCACCACCACCAUCUUGUUUGUGUCUGUUUAAGGGAGAAUGGAGGCACCCUGACACAACUUAUGUAUUUUAAAAUUGUGAUUUGAAGGGCAGAUCAAAGUAAACAUAAUGAGGAGUGGAUGAACAAAAAGAUUUAUAUGCACUGUUACCAUGGUAAGAAACAAGGAAUACAGGGAGAGGAUAAGGAAUCCAGAAACACUACUUAGUAAAAUGAACAUCAUGUAUACAGGAAAAACAAACAACAUAGUAUAUGUAUGAAAACUCAAAUAUGUCCUAUAAAAUUAUGGAAAUAACUGAAGAAACAAACUUGAGCUUGCUUCUUCCAUAUUUAUUCAGAAACACUAAACAUGCAAUCCAGUAAAUUUACUUCCUCCUUAUGAUUGUAUUUGAGGAGAUUGUAACCACUUCUGUAUGCAUUGGCCUGACAGAUGCUAGUGCUCCACUCCUUCCAAAAAGUUGUGCUUCUGAAUUCAGGUUCCUUUGAAACAGUCCUAUCAGAACACUUCUCACAUGGAAAGCAGACAGCUUUUCUACAGUGCCUCAUCUCUGUAUCCAUUUAAACCCUAAAAAAACCCGAACCUCUGAAUUAUGAUAGGUUUCUGUAUCAACUCUGAAAUGUGUGUUUCUAUGAUAGGUUAGGGCUGUAAAAUUCAUUCUGAUCAUAUCUUGCUCAAGAAGUCUAAACUGAAGCUGUUUUAGUGUGCUAAUACAGAUGAAUUGGACAUCCCAGGAAUCACCCUUCCUUUACAUUGGACAAUCUGGAAUUCCACUCUUCUUUAUCUGAAGCUUGCAAAGCAAUGUGAUUUCUCCCACAUGCUGUCUUUCCAUUUCUCCAGUGAGUUGGAGCAUACCCUCUUGGCUGAAUGCCAAACUCCAGCCUGGUUGGGAUGUCCUCCUGACUCCAAAUUUCCAUCUGAACCUUUAUCCAAGCUCGGGAAAAAAUGCCUCCAAUAGUGGCAUUGCUAGUUUCUAGGACGAUGUUACCUCCUCUGAGUGCCCCAGCACGUGGCUAACAGUAAGAAUUCUCCAUCACGUAAUCUGUUUGCUUUCGUCUGUUUAGCUUUUUAUUUGGCACUGUCUUGGUGUAGUCUGUACACAUUUUAGCUUUUGGCUUGAGCUGAGAUGUCAAAUGCUGCAAGUUCCGAACAAUUAAAGCACUAGAAGAAGCUCUUCCUGAAUGAAGCUCAAGUAGAACAUGUGUGUGCAGGAUUUGGCAUGCUGCAUGUUGCAGCUCUGGCAAACAAGCUCCAGACCAUAUGGGAAAUUCAGUGUAGUUCUGGCAAGGAACAACGUAACAUCUAUUAAUCUAGAGUGCCCUUUGAAAGCUUCAAGGGGCUUUAUAGGAAAAAUACGAUACA